AUGUUGAGGGCUAUACCGAGAACGUUGAAAUGCAAUAGAUUGUUGUUUUCAACCCAGUCAAUAUUGGCAAAGCCAAGUCUGAAAAGAACCCUUGCAACAUCAACCUCCACAGACAACUGGCAGACUGACGACGAUGAACUGUACUCGCCAGACUUUGCAAAUUUGCCAGUGAGAUGGGAAAAACUCUCCGAAGAAGAGAGAGCAGAUACUGUCUAUUAUCUGGAGGGAAAACAGGAAUUACCAUGGGAGCUCAUGAGCACAGAAGAGAAGAAGGCAGCCUACUUCCUUGCGUAUGGCAAGUGGGGACCACGCAAUCAGCAGGGACUCAAUACCACGGAGGUUUUGUUCAGAUUCGUGUCUACCUCGAUUUUGUUUUCGGUUCUGGGAUUAUCGGCAUUUCUGUAUACCAAAGAUAGGAAGGUUUUGAAGGAGUUGGAGUUGCAGUCGGGCGAGUCAAGCGAGUCAAGCUAG
Molecule: messenger RNA, 471 nt
Organism: Kuraishia capsulata CBS 1993
Lineage: Eukaryota; Fungi; Ascomycota; Pichiomycetes; Pichiales; Pichiaceae
Exons: 1
Coding region: 1-471 (156 amino acids)
Biological process (GO): mitochondrial electron transport, cytochrome c to oxygen
Source: RefSeq, a predicted model, not a curated record